This is a messenger RNA of Pseudozyma flocculosa PF-1, 1551 nucleotides long. RefSeq lists its product as uncharacterized. Lineage: Eukaryota; Fungi; Basidiomycota; Ustilaginomycetes; Ustilaginales; Ustilaginaceae. The transcript is spliced from 4 exons. The coding region runs from base 1 to 1551 and encodes 516 amino acids. Gene Ontology annotation, molecular function: arylformamidase activity. The record is from RefSeq and is a predicted model, not a curated record.
AUGAAGACCGACGACAACGAGGAGCUCUCGAAGCGAAAGAGGAUCAAGGAGCUCAUCGGCCGCGCCUUUAGCUCGCACUCCUACCACCAUGAGCAGCACAAACCCGCCCAGACCCACGGCGACAACCCGCACAGCGCAUCAGCCCCUGCCAACGCCGUCACUUCGGCUGCCAGCGUGACGGCAAGGCAGUCGGCCAGCAUCCUCAGCGCGAUGGCCGCCUCGGGCAAGGACGCCGUCGAAGCCAUCUCAGCCUCCAGCGGCGAUGCCUCACACGACGACGAACGCCACCACUACGAGUCGCCCCUGCGUGCGCGCCGCCGUCUGGCCGCCAUCGCCACCCAGCUCGGUCUGGCCACCUCGACAGCCACCCAGUCGUCUACCUCUUCUCACUACGCGUCGGUCUCGCAGUCGACCCAUGCCGAGGACAAAUCCAAGUGGAACCACCUCCCCAGGUACAAGGAUCUGCCCAGCGAGGGCGGAUACCCAGGAUGCGCCUGGUCAGUCUGGGGCGAGGGAGACCAGCUGGGCACCACCAACCUCCUCACCGACGCCGUCGUCGCUCGAAGCGCGCGGGACGAGGUGCGCACCGGCACGCGCAUCAGCCUCAACUGGCCCCUUCACCUGCCCCAAGACCCCUUUUUCAAGCGCCAGGCGGUCCACCACGAGAUCAAGGGCAAGGGCGGCGAGUAUUACACCAAGCCGCGCGAUGCCGCCGUCGAGGACCUGCGCAAGCAGGGCAAGGACGUCGUCAACCGCGGCGAAGACUCGGUGCCGGUCACUGACGACACGUUGCACCUCAACACGCAGUCGGGAUCGCAGUGGGACGGCCUUCGCCACAUGGGGCACAUGCCCUUGAACUGCUUCUAUGGAGGCGUGGACCGCAAGACGCUGCAGGAUACGUUUGCCAACCGCGAGCCGCAGGGUGCCACGCCCGAGCAGCUCAACUCGGAGGAGAGCCGGCAGCGGAACCAGCUCGGCAUCCACCAUCUCGCCGAGCGCGGCGUCUGUGGACGAGGGGUGCUGCUCGACGUCUUUGCCUACCUCUCGAGCAAGCCCGGCGGCCACGAGAGGUGGAAGGAGUACGCCUACGAUCCCAGCAAGACCUACUUCAUCACCGUCGACGACCUCAAGGAGACGGCCAAGGCGCAGGGCGUCACGUUCAGGAAGGGCGACAUUCUGCUGGUGCGGUCCGGGUUCACGGUGCGGUACUACGACUCGACGCCCGAGGAGCGCAAGGAAUGGGUGCAGCGUCUCACCUUUGCCGGCGUCGACCAGAGCGAGGAAAUGAAGGCCUUCCUGUGGGACAACCACUUUGCCGCCGUGGCCGGCGAUGCACCAGCCUUCGAAGCGCGACCUUCGCUGCCCAAGCACGCGAUGCUGCACGAGACGCUGCUGGGGCUGUGGGGUAUGCCCAUCGGCGAGAUGUUUGACCUGGAAGCCCUGGCCCAGCACGCGGCCCAGCACCGCCGCUGGACGUUUUUCUUCUCCUCGUGGCCCCUCAACCUCUACGGCGGCGUCGCAAGCACCGCCAACGCCGCAGCCAUCUUUUGA